GAUCACUCACCGACGGUCGCCAUAGCAGCGGGUUACUUGAUCCCUGACCCCGCCCAGGGUCAUUUCCGGCGGCGCCAGACACAUCAUUUCCGGGUUCUCUACAGGCUCCGCUGUCAGCAUGAAGCCCAUCCUGUUACAAGGUCAUGAAAGAUCAAUCACCCAAAUUAAGUACAAUAGAGAAGGUGAUUUGCUGUUCUCUUGUGCAAAAGAUACUGUUGUUAAUGUCUGGUAUUCUCUGAAUGGUGAGAGGCUUGGCACUUACAAUGGACACACUGGAGCAGUCUGGUGUGUUGAUGUUGACUGGGAUACAAAACAAGUGUUAACUGGUUCAGCAGAUAACUCAUGCAGACUUUGGGACUGUGAAACAGGGAAGCAGCUUGCUUUUUUUAAAACAAGUUCUGCUGUCAGAACGGGUGGAUUUGACUUCAGUGGAAACAUCAUCAUGUUUACAACUGACAAGCAGAUGGGCUACCAUUGUUACGUCAGCUUCUUUGACAUACGAGACCCUGCUCAAAUAAGUAACAAUGAGCCGUAUAUGAAGAUACCAGCCAGUGAGUCAAAAAUAACCAGUGCUGUUUGGGGACCUCUUGGAGAGUUUGUCAUUGCAGGACAUGAAAACGGUGAAUUAGUACAAUACAGCGCUAAGUCUGGGGAAAUAAUGACAAAAGUAAAAGAACACACCAAACAAAUUAAUGACAUUCAAACAUCCUUAGACCUGACCAUGUUUAUCACAGCUUCAAAAGACAGUACUGCUAAGCUGUUUGAUUCUGCAAGUUUUGAACACUUAAAAACAUUCAGGACUGAACGGCCUGUCAAUUCAGCUGCUAUUUCUCCUAUUGUGGAGCAUGUUGUCCUUGGUGGUGGUCAGGAAGCAAUGGAUGUCACAACAACCUCCACCAGAAUUGGCAAGUUUGAGGCUCGAUUUUUCCAUUUGUCAUUUGAAGAGGAGUUUGGUAGAGUGAAGGGUCACUUUGGACCGAUAAACAGUGUGGCUUUCCACCCUGAUGGGAAAAGUUACAGUAGUGGAGGUGAAGAUGGUUACGUGAGAAUACAUCAUUUUGACCCACAAUAUUUUGAAUUUGAGAUGGAAUUUUGAGGAAAUACGAAAUCAUUACUUGCAAAUUGUAGUGCAAGAAUUACUUUAUUAAGUAAAAGUAUUCAAAAGAGUAUUAUCAUCAUUAAUGUACUCUGUAUUUAAUCAAUUCAGUUGUUCUACGCAAUUGGAGAUAUGCACAGCAAAUGUUUUACAGUGUAACUACAAAGACUUGAACAGAAAAAUCAUCUGCCCUAUUUAAUUUUUCACAUUAUAGAUGUAUAACAUGGACCUCUUUGCAAAGAUCAGCACUAGUUCUUGAUGUUUUUAAAAACAAAAAUUGGCUUCAAUGAAAUUGGAAGGAUGUUUGCUUCAGUUAACUUUAUAAAUUGCAUUCUGAAUUAGUGCACUGAAACAAAAGACUGUUUAGUUAAUGUUCUGAAAUAAAAAUAAUUUGUUUGAGCACAAA
Stegostoma tigrinum is the source of this 1502-nucleotide messenger RNA. It is a transcript of the gene eif3i, whose product is annotated as eukaryotic translation initiation factor 3, subunit I. The coding region runs from base 119 to 1096 and encodes 325 amino acids. The transcript is spliced from 11 exons. Gene Ontology annotation, biological process: cytoplasmic translational initiation. NCBI's taxonomy places the organism in Eukaryota, Metazoa, Chordata, Chondrichthyes, Orectolobiformes, Stegostomatidae. Gene Ontology annotation, cellular component: cytoplasm; eukaryotic translation initiation factor 3 complex, eIF3m. Gene Ontology annotation, molecular function: translation initiation factor activity; protein binding; RNA binding. The record is from RefSeq and is a predicted model, not a curated record.